UUCCUCAUUUAGAAACUAAUUUUGAAACUGAACAUUUAGUUUUCCGGGGUUAACUGAAGUGUGACCUCACCCAUUUGAGUAACUUGAAGACAUCCAGGCUGCAAGUCUCGGUAUGCUUUACAAUCCUUUAUUAUUACUAACGGCAUUUAUGUUUUGUCUCAGUCUUUUCCUGGUGCAGAGAGCCAGUGAUAUAGAAAAUGAUUUUCGGAAUCUCCAGAGGGAUUUAAUUUUACAAUUAAAUCAGCCACGUUCUGAGGGAGUCAAUGGGAGAAUGGCCAAGAUGUCUAAAACCAGGGAGGACAUUAAGUCAAGUACUUUCCAAAAAGCUCUCUUUCCAAAGAGUUCUAUGAAGAUGUCCUUUAGGAGAGAAAAACGGGAACAAGUCGGCUUCAGAGCUCCAACAUUCCUGCAGUUAACUGCGAACACUAACAAACAACCAGACAUUAGAGGAAAUAUGACUGUGAUCCCUUGGACUGUUUCUGCACAGCGAGGAAAUGCAAUUUCACAAAAAAAAAACAGAAUUGUUGUCCAAGAAGAUGGUUAUUACUUGGUGUUUGGACAAGUUUUGUUCAAAAGCCCGAGCACAGUUAUGGGUCAUAUUAUUCAAAGCUGGAGCUCCACAAAGACAACGCCGACAGAGCUGUUGCGCUGCCUGCAAACGAUGCCUGAUGCAACCCCUGCCAACACAUGCCACACUGCAGGUAUUGUGCAGCUGCAUCAGGACGACGAGCUGGAACUGGUGAUCCCACACAGACCCCAAGCCCUCGUCUCAAUGGACGCAGACUCUACCUUUUUUGGUGUCAUACAGCUGAACUGAAACAAGGCGGCGAUAACCAGCUCAUUGUUGCAGGAAGUGGGAAGCUGACCGAGCUGUGUGAGGACAUGCUGAUAAAGGACAAAGUGACACCAGCAGCAAAACUGUUGGAACCAGUGACUCAUCACAGGAAAAAACAUAAUCAACGUUUUUUAAAUGA
This is a messenger RNA of Pleuronectes platessa (European plaice), 974 nucleotides long. RefSeq names its product tumor necrosis factor ligand superfamily member 13B-like. Gene Ontology annotation, molecular function: tumor necrosis factor receptor binding; receptor ligand activity. The record is from RefSeq and is a predicted model, not a curated record. Gene Ontology annotation, biological process: immune response. Lineage: Eukaryota; Metazoa; Chordata; Actinopteri; Pleuronectiformes; Pleuronectidae. Gene Ontology annotation, cellular component: membrane.